Molecule: messenger RNA, 3226 nt
Organism: Nymphalis io (European peacock)
Lineage: Eukaryota; Metazoa; Arthropoda; Insecta; Lepidoptera; Nymphalidae
Product: scavenger receptor class B member 1-like
Exons: 12
Coding region: 60-1775 (571 amino acids)
Cellular component (GO): membrane; cytoplasm
Molecular function (GO): scavenger receptor activity
Source: RefSeq, a predicted model, not a curated record
CCUCCGUGCAGAGCGGGCGUCGUUAUCGUGUUCAUAAAAAAAAUGAAAUAAAAUCAAAAAUGGAACAUCAAAAUUUAGAAAAAACAACUUCGACCACCCCAAUGCUUUUGAAAGAAGAUAAGGAGAAUGUUGUGAUACUAACCCCCAGUAAUGGGGUUGGGAAGAUAUUGAUCAGGGAAGAUACGAUUUUGGCCAAUUUGCAAGGCUGUGCAGGUUGUGGUAAAACUCAGUUUGCUUGUUCUGGUGUUAAAAAACAGUGGUCGGCUCUGUGUUGGGGGAAACCAUCUGAUAAGAAAUAUUAUUGCCUGAUAGUUCUCCUGUCUACGGCAUUCGCUUUAAGUCUUAUCGGUUCAAUAUUCUUCUGCUUCACGAACACCAUCAACGAUGCUAUUCUAUCAAACAUGGUGAUAAGGAACAAUAGCCUCGCAUACUCAAUGUGGAGGCGGCCCACGGUCCAUCCGCUGAUGAAAGUCCACAUCUUCAACUACACCAACUGGCAGAGGGUCAAAAAUGGACUUGACGAAAAGCUGAAUGUUCAAGAUGUUGGACCUUAUGUAUACUCGCAACACUUGGAAAGAGUGAAGGUCAAAUUUGAGGGUGACAAGUUGAGUUUUCAAGAGCGGAAUAAUUUCAAAUUCCUACCCGAAGCGAGUGUUGGGGCGCAUUUCGAUCAAGUAUUCGUUCCGAAUCUGCCGUUAUUGGGUGUCCUCGCCAAAGCGUCAAGCCUGUCAUACAUAGUUCAGCUCGCGUUAGCUACAACGCUAUCAUCAGUCGCUAAUCAUAAAGAUGCCUUUCUGAAACUGCCGGUGCAAAGAUUUCUUUGGGGCUACGACGACAGCAUAAUUGAUAUCGCGAAGCCAUUUUUAAGCAUUCAAGGACUUUUAAAUUUUGAAAAAUUCGGCCUUCUAGUAACUAAAAAUGGCACCGGAUCUGAUCGUUUCACAAUAAACACGGGAGAGAAUGAAAAGAACAGAAUGAACAUACUUGAAAAGUUCAAUGGAGAGCCGACGCUAUCUUACUGGGGAAGUCCCGAGUGCAAUAGCAUAGAAGCAUCGGAUGGAACGAUUUUCCCGCCAUCUCUACUCGAUAAAAAUUCUACUCUGUACGUUUUCUAUCCGAAUUUGUGCCGUCGUCUGCCAUUUAAGUACAUCAAGGAUGUUGAAAUAGGAGACGGUAUAAAAUUAAUGCGAUAUGGAAUGCCUGAAAAUGUCUUCGAUGAUCCUGAAAACAACCCAACGAAUCAGUGCUACUGUGAAAUAGACAGUGGGGAAUGCCCCCCACGGGGUAUUAUUAACGUCACUGAAUGCGCUAUGGGAGCACCAGCCUUUGCAUCAUUUCCGCAUUUCCACAGAGGUGAUGAGAUUCUACGGACGCGAAUAACCGGUCUGAACCCAGAUUCAGACAUGCAUGAAUCUUAUUUAGACAUUCAUCCAACGUUGGGGAUCGCCUUGAGUGGAAAAUCUAGUCUACAACUGAACAUUCAAGUCCAAAAAUCAGACGCAUUUGGAGCCCUCGGCUUUUUGAAACAGGGCACAGUGCUGCCCAUAGCCUGGAUUGAAAUGUCAGUAGAAGAGCUACCAAAGAGUCUCCAGUCGCUGGUAUACCACGGGACGUAUUCUACCGCGGCAGCUCAGCUCGGUCUAACGGUGUUUUGCUUGAUAACACUAACAGUAUCGUCAAUAUGUCUGUUUGUGAUGAUCGUUAGGAGGAGGAGAAAACCUUGCGCUACAGUGAAAAUAAUACCAGUUGAUACUGAAUUAAAAUGUCAAUUAUAAUAAUAGUUAAAUACCUUUAAGAUUCCUAUUGAAAUUAUGACAAAUUAUUCCUACGCAUCCAGAAUUAAUGUAAUUAAUUGACUGCUUACGUCACGUCAGCCAUCACCAAUAUCAGCGACGAUAUGGCACGAUAGACUUGACAGUUAAUAUGGACUAUAUUAACUGUCAAGUCAAAUAAUCUAUCACUAUUAAAUUAAUAAACAAAUACAUUAAUCAGCUGAUAUUGGUUAACAAAGAGGUUUGCUUAGACUCUAAAUAUCAAAAAUUUAAAGAGCAAUUUGUAAUUAUAAUUUAUUUUAAUAGAUUUUGUGCAAAAUGAAAACGAAGAUAUUAUUUACAGAUAAAUAUUUUUACACGUGUUUGAGUGACAUUUGUGUACACGGUCCAUUAAAACGAAAAUUAUCCAUAUUGAUUGUUGAUAGAAAUAAUUAAUAUGAUUUAAUUACUUGUAAUUUCUUAAUGUUAUUGGUGGCAAUAUAACAUUUAGCACAUUUUUUAUUAAUUUAUAAGCACUACGCACGUGAUAUUUGUCCAGUGUUACAAUAUAGAAAAAGCACGGAUAUAAUUUCCAUUUCAUAUUUUUAGGCGAUAACAUAUUUUUCCAUAUUGGGAAAGAUCAUUCUUUUAUAGGGUUUCGUAGGAAAUAAGUUCCACUCAAUGUUACGGUAGGUCCGUCCAUUUAUUCCAAAAUAAGAUAGCAUUUUUUCAAAGAAUAUAGAAGAAGAUUCCAAAAAUAUUGCAACUCGGCUGUCGCUCUGGUAAUAAGUCUUAUUUAGAAAAGAAAUUAAUUUUUAGCCGAAAGAUCAUACAAUUUUCCUUACAAUGUUUCGCUUUCCGCCGUGCACGAAAUUAAUAGUUAAGGACAAUUUUGCUCAAAAAAGCUAGGCCUACCAUUACUAGCCUACUAAUAUGUAACAUGGUAUAUUGCCCGAAUUACUAUCUGUAAGUAACCGUAUUUAUCAUAUAAAUACCUGUUACGAUAUAAAAAUUAACAACAUUCAAAGGUGUGGUUGAAUUCUGCCCGUUAUACAAAAUAAAGGUAUUAACCUUUUUUAUAACGUUUUUUGUAAUGUUGCCAGACGCUGUCACUUGCCUCAAUCAAAGACAAAUAACAGUACAAAUGAUUAAUAUUGUUGUAUUUUAAAUAUAAUGGAUAAAUUGAUAUCACAUAUUUUUUAUUAAAUUUAAACUAGAUUUAAGUAAAUAACGGCUGUUAAACAAUGAAAUAAAUUUAUAAUAAUGUUUUAUCAAUUUCUAUUUAAUUACAUACAGAUUAAGAUAUUUUCAUAGUUUAUCUUUUUUUUAUAACUUAAAACCUAAAAUCUUUGCUGAAAUAGAGUAAUGGCUGGAAAUUAAAAAAAAACACAAUAAUUAUUAGUUAUUACCAGUUUGUACUAUAUGUAAAUAUUUUAACAUAGUUUUCCUUAUCAAUAUUGUAAAAUUUAUUAAAA